AUGGAAUCGAUCAAGCAUAAGAUGGACUGCCUCCUCAAGGAGAAGGACGAAGCCGUCAGCCGAGCUAACGAGUCUGAGACCAUCUGCGCCCAGUUCGAGUCUGAGCUCGCUCGAUUCGAAAAGGAAGUCGACAAGGUUCAGCGAGCCAUCGCCAAGACCGAGGAUCAGCUCGAUGAGACUAUUUCUACCCACAAGACCACCCAGGACAAGCUUGAAAUCAUCGACAAGGAAGUCGUCGAUGCCGAGUUGCAGGUCGGUGCUCUCAAGCGACGAAUCGCCCUCUUGGAGGAAGAAACCAGCCGAGCCACUACUCGACUCAACGAGAACUUGGAAAAGAUUGCCACCAUUGAAAAGGCUUUCAACGAAAACGAGGAAGGCAAGCGACUUGCUGAGCAGCAGUCCUUCCAGAACGAAGAAGCCGCUGAGCAGAUGGAAGCUCAGCUCGAGGAAGCUCGACAGAUUGCUACGAGCUCCAACCACAAGUACGAAGAGUCCGAGCGAAAGUUGAAGAUUGUCUCCAACGAUCUCGAGCGAAUCAUCGAGCGAGCUGAGGAAUUCGAGGGCAAGGGCCGAUCUACCGAAGACGAGCUUCGACAACUCCAGGAUAAGGUGCGAGACAUGGACCAGAUCGUCGCCGACAACUCCGUCAAGGAAGACGAGUACGAAACCAAGGUCAAGGAUCUCCAGGAAGAGUUCAAACUUGCCGAUACCCGAGCUGAAUUCGCCGAACGAUCCGUCGACAAGCUCGAAUCCACCAUCGAUGACUUGAUCAACUCUCUCUACCAGGAGAAGCUCAACUUCCGAGAGAUCUCUGAGAAGCUUGACAAGACCCUCAACGACAUGAUGUCCCUCCAGUAA
Messenger RNA from Oikopleura dioica, 858 nucleotides. Lineage: Eukaryota; Metazoa; Chordata; Appendicularia; Copelata; Oikopleuridae. The record is from the annotation of a GenBank genome assembly.